AUGACAUGGAAGCCAUACUUCUUAUCUGGAGCUGAACAGAUAGAUCCAUCCAAAAAGAAAGAAUCAUCAUUAAAGAUGCCACAUUACAUGAUGGAUGGCUUGGAUGUAUCCAGAGCAAAUUUGCACCGAGCCGCACUGGAUAAUGGCCCAAUUGACAGCAGCCAAUGGAAUAUGACGUGGACAUGGGAAGCUAAUUAUAGCAACAACAAAUCAAUGGCUGCAAUUGAGACUCAUUUCAGCCUCCCAAAGAUGUCAUCAUCAGCAAAUGCAACAAAUGGGAGUGUUAAUGUUAACAGCAUCCCUGAAGUGGAAUUUGCAAAUGCAAAAUGUGAGUGUUGUGGAUUGACUGAGGAAUGCACAGAAGCAUACAUAAGAAAGGUUCGGGAAAGGUUUCAAGGGCGUUGGAUUUGUGGUCUCUGUGCAGAGGCUGUGAAAGAUGAAGUGGUAAGAAGCCCGGAUAACCGAAUUGGGAAAGAAGAGGCCUUGAAUCUGCACAUGAGUUUCUGCAAAAAAUUUAGAUCUCCUCCAAAUCCAUCUCAUCAUGAAGAUGAACUCAUCUCUGCCAUGAAGCAGCUUCUAUUUAGGAGCUUGGAUUCUCCCACUCCAAGGAAACAACAACCCUUUGUUCGAUCCAAAAGUUGUUUCUCUGCUCUGAAACAUUAA
Molecule: messenger RNA, 663 nt
Organism: Oldenlandia corymbosa var. corymbosa
Lineage: Eukaryota; Viridiplantae; Streptophyta; Magnoliopsida; Gentianales; Rubiaceae
Source: the annotation of a GenBank genome assembly